UUGGUAUUUGAACAUGGAAUGUCCACAGACGCGUCUGCUGUGGUUAUUGGAGACAACACAGGUGUACUGAAGAGCGGUGCACUGUUAAUAUUGCAAGGAAAAGUGUUAUUUGUCUCUGGAUCGUGGCUCUCAGUACGUGGUAACAAAUUCGCUGGUAAACUUCUCUCACUAUCACCACAAGCGAAAGGUGCACAAUUCAUGCAUAGNCUGCACCUUAUACGAUCUAAGCUGGUGUUUCGUGAAGUGGCGCUUCUUCCUGUGAUGACAGGUGGACAGGCUGUGGUGGCUGGAGGUUCGUUACUGCAACUCACCACCAACAGUGGUAUGGCGUUUGAUGCGGUUGAGUUGGGUGGUGAAUGUGCUCUACAUGCUCAUGCGAAGGUAUCAUUAUCUGCGGGAGCCCUUCUGCGUUUAUCAGAGAGCAAAGUAUACGGUGGACGUGGUUUGGUAUUUGAACAUGGAAUGUCCACAGACGCGUCUGCU
Messenger RNA from Trypanosoma theileri, 483 nucleotides. RefSeq names its product putative dispersed gene family protein 1 (DGF-1). The record is from RefSeq and is a predicted model, not a curated record. Lineage: Eukaryota; Euglenozoa; Kinetoplastea; Trypanosomatida; Trypanosomatidae. The annotation marks the transcript as partial. The transcript has a single exon.